CGAUUAAUCAAUCGCGCGCGCUUCCACGGAACGAAAAAAAAAAUAGAAGUGUACGUGAAAACGGGACCUGAGGUGCGGAUUCACGCGCACGUUUCGUUAUCAGCUGAAAAAAAGGAAAAUGUGCUCUACUAGUUAGUCGGACCUUCACCAGUCAGCUCGGAGGGUGGUAUCUCUCGGAAAUCUUCUGUGAUACUUGGCAUAGUGAUAGUGUGUAGUGUUUUCCGGUCUCAGUUGAUAAAGAUUAUAGUUGUCUAGCAGUAGAUAACCGAACUAGCCAAAGUUUUGAAGUGUCCUGGAAGGUGUGGAUUGGGCCAUCGUGGCGUACGCGUGCACAGCGGGAUAGAAACCGGAAUUGUCCCACUAUUAAUCAACGUUGCUACUACACUCCAUAAUGGUUCAAGUUCAACCGGUGUUGCUACGAAGUCGGUAGUCGUUACCCAACCCUGGUACCCGACUGAGCUUUCCUAUUUGUUUUAGUCGGAUGAAUAAAAUAUACAUUUUCAUCGCUCAGCUGUGAAUGAAACGUGCUUGUUUCACUUUGCGAUAAGACUACAACAAUAAUGAACACGAUCGUUCAGUCGAACGAAAUUCUCAGAAGGAACGACGUAUCGCAACACUAUCGCUAGCAUCGUUCGAAAUCGAAUCGAGCCAGGAAUCCCGUGAGGAGUGAAAAUAUCUCAGCACGCGAUUGAAAAAAAGAUACUCGGGAGCAAAGUGCAAUCACUGGAGUGAUUUUGUGGCUGCGUGCGCGCGUGUGUGUCUGUAGUUAAGGAGCAACAAAAAUGCCGCCAAUAGCAAGGACUGAGAAUCGAACUCGCGAUGGCCAUGUUCUAGUGUGGGAGCAAGCCGGUAUCACCGAUGGAGAAGCUACAAACAGCCGUCGCUUCGGUACGCGGCACUAUGUCGUGUUCAUGCUGUUCCUGGGGAUGGCCAACGCCUACGUGAUGCGAACAAACAUGUCGGUGGCGAUCGUUGCCAUGGUGAACCAGACGGCGAUUACGCACGAGUCCGAGGUGUUUGACGAUGAGUGUCCUGAAACCGACUACGGCGAGGAAGGCUCGGAAACCCACCAGGAUGGGGAGUUUGUGUGGAGCACGAGCCUUCAAGGUUAUAUACUGUCGUCGUUCUUCUACGGAUACGUGGUGACACAGAUUCCUUUCGGAUUGCUCGCCAAGAAGUACGGAUCGAUGAGGUUCCUCGGAUGGGGCAUGUUGAUCAACUCGGUGUUCGCCUUCCUGGUUCCGGUAGCAGCUCAUCAAGGAGGACCAAUUUGGUUGAUCGUUGUACGGUUUAUCCAAGGUUUGGGCGAGGGACCGAUUGUGCCUUGUACGCAUGCGAUGUUGGCUAAGUGGAUUCCACCGAACGAACGAUCACGAGUUGGGUCGAUCGUGUACUCGGGUGCCCAAUUUGGAACGGUCAUCUCGAUGCCGCUGUCUGGGCUGUUGGCAGAUCAUGGCUUCGCCGGUGGUUGGCCGUCGAUCUUUUACGUGUUCGGUAUCAUCGGAACACUGUGGUCAAUUGCUUUCCUGCUGACCUGCCACGAGGAUCCCAUCACGCAUCCAACGAUACGCGAAGAUGAACGCAAGUACAUCCAACAGUCGGUAUGGGGCAAAGCUGGCGUACACAUUCCUCCAAUUCCUUGGAAAUCCAUUGUCCGCUCGAUGCCGUUCUACGCAAUUCUGCUGGCGCAUUUAGGUCAGAAUUAUGGCUAUGAAACGCUGAUGACUGAGCUGCCCACAUACAUGAAGCAGGUGCUGCGAUUCUCUAUUAAAGCGAACGGAACACUCUCGGCGCUACCUUACUUGGCGAUGUGGAUGUUUUCGAUCGUAGUAGGCUGGGUUGCCGACUGGAUGCUGACAUCGGGCCGCUUUACUCACACCGUUACACGUAAGAUUUCGAACAGUAUCGGUCAGUACGGACCAGCGAUUGCGCUCAUCAUCGCAUCCUACACCGGCUGCAAUCGGGCACUGACGGUAGCGAUUCUUACGAUCGGUAUUGGCCUGAACGGAGGUAUCUAUGCCGGUUUUAAGAUCAAUCACCUCGACAUUACUCCGCGCUAUGCCGGCAUUCUGAUGGCAUUUACCAACUGUUCCGCUAAUCUAGCUGGUCUAUUAGCACCCAUUGCAGCUGGUAACAUCAUCGAAGGAAAGCCAACGAUCGCCCAGUGGAGGAUCGUGUUUGUGAUAGCGGCGGGUGUAUACCUCUUCACCGCAACCUUCUACAAUAUUUUCGCGUCCGGUACGCGGCAACCGUGGGACAACCCGGACAACGAUGAACCUCAGAAGCCUGCUUCGAUCGAAGCAGGCCACACGACGCAGGAGAAUGGUCACACCCAUAACAAUGCGACGGUCGUUGCCAGUGGCAACGGAACGACAACAACGGCGACGUAUCGACCAAGUGCCAGCGAGCAGAGGCAAUAGUAGGCUGUGUAGGGUAGGUUUUUUUUUCUUCGAUUUAAGCAAAGACACUAGGCUAAUAGUUAGGAUUUACCCUUACCUCCCUACAUAUCCCCCUCUAUUCCACGCUUCAAUAAUUUCCACGACCCCACGCCUAACUUAUUUGUUUUAAGUUAAACAUUAUUGUUUUUUGAUAUUCUAUAGUUGAAUGUCGGUGAGAAUAUCAGUGAGUGACUUUCUAGUUAAGUUUAAGCACUACAAAUCUGUUAGUUCGUUGAGAAUGAAACGUGCCCCGUUCCCCGGGGG
This is a messenger RNA of Topomyia yanbarensis, 2702 nucleotides long. RefSeq names its product putative inorganic phosphate cotransporter (gene Picot). The record is from RefSeq and is a predicted model, not a curated record. Bases 783 to 2420 code for a protein of 545 amino acids. NCBI's taxonomy places the organism in Eukaryota, Metazoa, Arthropoda, Insecta, Diptera, Culicidae. Gene Ontology annotation, biological process: monoatomic anion transport; transmembrane transport. Gene Ontology annotation, molecular function: transmembrane transporter activity. The transcript has 5 exons.